GAGUAAGCAAUCGACGAAAGUUUCCUGUUUUGGAAGAACAAAAGGAGACAGAGAAAGGUUUUGUCUUUGGCAUCUAUGUUUGGGGGUGUCUUGUCUAUGCCUGUGAAUAAUCCUCACUUGCGCAAAUCUGGAAGUAGACACAUCGUCACUAAUCUUGGAGAUAAUGACUUGAAGACCGCAAGUAUGCUUCUGAGUACAUAUGCCAAAUUGCAAACUCCUAUAUUCCUUCGAAGUCUCAAGGUUGCUCUGUAUAUUGGUGGUCUUUAUGUUUGUGGAAAGAUUGGAUUGGAAUCUGUAAUGAAAAUGGGAGUAGACACAAGAGAACUGUUCUUCUAUGAGACAUUUCUGUAUUAUAACCCUCUCCUUCUCAUUACACUGAUGGUCUGGCUCUGGGGUGUUAAUUUGUGGGUUUUUUCUCGGUCUGGAGUUGAUUAUGCAGCUAUCUUUUAUCUAGGACCAGAUCAUCUUAGUCACAAAGAGAUAUGGAAGUGUGCCAGGUGGAUGACAAUAAUUAUAUUGACUAGCAUGACUGCCUAUCUGUAUCUAUACUCGCACGGAGAUGUAAAAUUGGCUGCAUCUCAACCAGUGGUUUUGUAUUUCUCAGCUGUUAUUAUUCUGAUAAUCCCUUUCAAUAUCUUCUACAUGCCGUCUCGCUACUAUUUGCUUUGGACUUUUUGGCGAAUACUCUUCCCGUUGCAGGCAGUGACUUUUUCGGACUUCUUUCUAGCUGAUAUCCUGACUUCAAUGUCAAAGGUUUUAUCGGAUUUAGAACGUUCAGUAUGUCGUAUGGUCCAUCGACAGGUGGCUACUGUUGCAUGGUUUGAAGCUGAUUCAGUUUGCGGGAGUCAUUCUGCUGCAAUUCCCUUGGUUCUUGUUCUACCUUAUCUUUUCCGGCUGUUCCAAUGCAUUCGUCAGUAUAAAGAUAGCAAGGACAUUGCAAACAUCUACAAUGCUGGGAAAUAUUUAACGGCGGUGCCUGUCAUCUUUCUUUCAGCCCUCAAGUAUUAUAUCGAUCCAGAUACAUGGACGUACUCCAUUCAGCCGGCAUGGAUCCUCGCUGGUCUAGCUAACACUUUCUUCUCCUUCUUUUGGGAUAUAUUACGCGAUUGGGAUCUAAGUGUCUUCACUCGGAUUUUCAAAUUCAGCAGACCAAAUCUUUUCUCCCAUCUACUAUAUGGACGCCGUUGGGUAUAUGUUUGGGUAAUCGGAAGCAAUCUGGUACUAAGGUGGACAUGGACGUAUAAGUUAUCUGCUCAUCUCCGUAACAACUACAUCACGGUCUUCAUCAUCACUGCCUUGGAGAUUUACAGGCGAUUCCAAUGGGCGUUUUUCCGUAUAGAGAACGUGUGGUACAAAAUCAACAAUCCCAAGCAUACUUCUCAUCAAUCUAAUCCUCUUUCACUCCAAAACGAUAUCAACAGCGAACAGGAGAAAUUACUCGCGCAUAGUCACAGCCCCGGUGUAUAAAAAUCUCAAUGUUCUUGUUGUUUUGUGCUAAGUUCUGUAAAGUUUUGAAUAACAACACAUACAAAGU
Arabidopsis arenosa is the source of this 1534-nucleotide messenger RNA. The record is from the annotation of a GenBank genome assembly. NCBI's taxonomy places the organism in Eukaryota, Viridiplantae, Streptophyta, Magnoliopsida, Brassicales, Brassicaceae.